ACAAUAGGGGAACUGCACACUGACGUUGCAUGAACAGCCACGUACUGCACGGAGGGUAGAGAACAGAGGCGAUUAUUUUACAACACCUUGAGCGCGCAGUCACCAGUCUCUCUCUCUCUCUCUGCAAAGCUGACAACUUCAGGAGCCUUGCUAUUGUUCCAGCAUGUUUUAUAUUCGCCAUUCUGUGUCCAAGCAUAUCGGCCUGGCAAGAGUUUAAUUUGCUGAGCAGUUUUGGAAGAUCGUUUUUUAUUUCUCUCUCGGCUGAUGUGAUAUUAUCCGUCUGUAAUGAUGUGGACCUCUCAGGACUGUAUUGGAUUCGUUGUAAUGUCUAGUUUAUGUAUACAAUUUGGAUUCUGCUUUGAAGGAAAGUUUACGGAUAUCCCCUCCAAUCUAACGGUAAAAGAAGGUCAAAACAUUGAAAUGGCGUGCGCCUUCCAGAGCGGAACCACGUCAGUUUACUUAGAGAUUCAGUGGUGGUUUAUAAGAGCACCAGAAGAAUCCAGCAACAGCGAGGAGGAGGAUGACGAGGAGAUGGAAGUGAUACCAGAGCCGGAUCCAGACGAUGAAGGGACUAAAAUAAGUACAGUGAAGGUACAGGGAAACGACAUCUCCCACAAACUGCAGAUCUCCCGGGUGGGAAAGAGUGACGAGGGCCUGUACGAGUGCAGAGUCACCAACGCCAACUACGGAGAGCUGCUGGAGUACAAGGUCCAGGCCUAUCUGAAGGUGAACAGCACCCGGCCCCGCAUCAGGCUGGCCAAGAAGACAUCCCCCUUGUCCCACCUGACAGCAGAUAAGAAGCCACGCAAGACAGGCGCCACAGCAGCACAAGACAGCAUGAGCCCCGACCUGAGGGUUCGCUCUACCUCCAGCUCUCAGACAUCAUCAGCCAAGACAAUCAAACAGAGUUCAGGCACGAGGAUAGCUACAAGCUUUGGACUUGCCAUCCUGAUUCUUGCCUGUGGCUUCAUGAGGGAUACCUUGCUAUAGUUUCAAGGACUGACUUUUCCUCCGAGUAUCACUCCCUCUUCUCGAAACGAAGGAGAAAAUGGCCUGUUAUUACCACCAAGCGGACGACACAGUUGGCCCUAAUUUUCCACUACUCUGCACCCAAUGCAUUCUUAUUACUCAUUGUACACAAGAGACACCUUCUCAAAGGCCACCAGCGGGAUUACCUGUUGUGCCAACGUUUCUUCAAUGCACCCAACAAUCGAAAAACAAAAUGGAAACUGACAUUGGCUCCUCGGAAUAUCUUUCACAGACCUUUAUUUUGGGUUUCCUGCAGUGAAUCUAUUGUGUCAAUGCUUAAAAGUAAAAAAAACAAAAAAAAAACAAAAAAAUCUAUAUUUGAGUAUAUAUAAUAUCAGUAUAUAUAUAAUUGUUUUAUUUCAAACACCUGGAACUGUUGUAUAGCUUACAUUCGCUAUGUUUUCACUAUUAUGAAACUACAUCGUGCAAGGCUAUUCAUAGUCCUCUUAGAACAAAAGAGCUAGUCAAAUACAACAACAUGAUGUAGAGGCCUAGUCGGAUUGCUAAAUGAAGGCAACUCGACAAUGAAUUAUUUUAUCGUCCCAUAAUGUAACUUGCAAAUACAGUUCUUGACCGUUGUUAUUACAGAUCACUUCUCAUUGAUGCAUCUUUUCUUUUUACACGGUAUUUCUUCUGUUUACAAUUAUACUUCUUUUCCUUCCCUUAUCAUUUCCUAUUAUGAUUCAUGAACAUGUCAAUGUUCAUAAUGUGACCGUGCCAGCAGACUAUUCAUUUAAAUUGGCCUGCACUAAUAUUGUACAACGCCAUUAAUAGUCAUGCUUCACGCACAGUACAGCUCUCCUAUUUAAAUGUUCUACCAUCACUGAAAACAAAGGACUGAGUAUCAAGGUACUGCUGUAGCCUACUGUUCAGGGACACUAUCUUUAUGUAAAGAAUCUUACAUUAGCCAAGAAGACAUCUCAUACUGUUUGAUGGUGCAAUGAUUUCCCCCAAUGAUACCUAGACGAUAUGUUUCUUAUCUGUAACACAAACGUAAGGACGUAGAAAGACAAUGGGUCUUGUGAUUAAGGAAAUGGUUUUAAAUCGCUCUCGCUCUUAUCCCUUCACUAUGUUCAUUGACACAACGCUUUGACAAUCCGACCUCUUGAUUCAGAACACGUUAGCAGACGUCAUGGAUUUUACCGUUAUACAAAACUGUUAAUAGAAAUGGGAGCUUUCUAAGUGUCUCUGCAUUGUUCCCAUAGACACUCACCACUUUGAAUCAUUUCCAUUAACUAAAUGGAUGCAUCCAUGUUAUGUCGCAUUGUUGUUAUGUAAAGUGACAACUGGACAUAUUCCCCCAUAAAUACAGAUGCUGGAUCUUAAUUUAAGCCAGUUUGCUACAGCAGGAAAAUAAUCCUUCAGCAGCAGGAAAUUUGAAUAAUUAUGUGGUUUAUAGUUAAUGGACAUUUUUUAAGUGUAAAAUAUACAUUUCUGAAUCUUUUUAAAACCUUACUACAAGUAGUAAGUUCCCCUGCUACAGGGUGAUCACAUUAAGAUCAUACAUCUGUACUGUUUGAAUGGGUGUUCAUUGAUGCGGUAGCAAUGCUUCAGAUCUGCCAUUCAGUUUAGUUGAAGAGGGUAGCCAAAGACUGAAGAGAGUCUCCAUUGUAAAAAUGUUUCAUGCAACCAAAGACGUUGGCUAUGGCCAUACAAUAUGGCGUUCACCAAUAUUGGUCUCUUUGCUCAUACUGUGUCCUAGUGCUCUCACAUAUUGUUCCAAUUUAUUUCCAAUCUGGGCUUACCCAGAUUCACAACACAACAUCUGUCCAUUUCUUCAAAUCCUGUUUAAAAUAAUGACUUACUGAGAUGGAAUAAUUCUAGGUAUUGGGAAGUACCUACAAAUUCCAGGGGCCACGAGGUAGCACCAUUUUGCUGAAAGUCUCAAUAGGAUUUUCCCACAGUUAACAUAGUCCAGUCUGCCGUACACAACACUGCUGAGAUCAGUGAGAGAAUCUAAACUAGGGUUUCCCAAACUGGGUGCACAUUUGGAUUUUUGUCCCUAGCACUACACAGCUGAUUUGAAUAAUCAACUAAUCAUCCAGCUUUGAUAAUUGGAAUCAGCUGUGUAGUACUGGGGGGGGGGGGGUGCACCCCUUGGGGUCCCGAGGAACAAGUUUGCGAAAGACUGAUCUAAACCUGUUGAUUCAGCAAUUGGAGUUAGCUGACAGCGAUUACCGCAGGAUCCACCCAGAGACUUAUCCUGAUCAGCAAGUAUUGUCAGGGUACAAGAUGUGUGGGCGAUAUAUUUCAUCUGCACUGUUCCAGUGGUGCCAGGAUGACAAAACUCAGUCUAGCAAGGCUGUGUCAUGCCACUCAACCUCAAAUCGAUACUAGUCUAAAGUCCAUUGAGUAAACAUUUAACAAAGUAACAUCACAACUAUUUAAAUUAAUCCUAAAUGUUCCGUUUUGAAAAAGAAGAGUUGACAUCUGCUAGUAGAAUGUUUAUACCAUACAAGUUCUCUAGCCAGGGACUGGUGAAAUGGAUAGCAUAUUUGUGUGCACAGUUAAAGUGACGCUCCAGAGCUUUUGUAUAAUUUCAGCCAGUCGUUUUUGAAAGUAGUGUUCAAGAGCCAAAACGGGUCCCCGAAAACUGUGCAGUUGUGUACUAUGUCAUCUAUUUCUUAUGCUGUUACGUUGUGCAAAAAUAUUUAAUUUAGUUUUGCAAUUCAGAUGAAUAUGUUAUGAAUUUGUAAGUGCUUAAGAUCCCGAACUGCAUCUUUAAAUGAAUGCCUUCAGUUUGUCAAAUCCCUGUAUAAAAUUUAAAUAAAAAAAUCUGUAAAACUUGUAAAGUAAAUAAUCAGCAUGUAACCUUUUUUAAUCAAAAUGUCUAAAAGCAGAGACAAGUGAUGUUCUGUAUUUGUAACAAUGUUGUCAUUUAUUCAUUUGCUAACAACAGGAAAUGGAAUUACGCAAUUCUUUAAAAAAAACUUUAUUGACAGUUGGAUUCACCAUCAGUUUCCUCUUCCAAUGGCAACUUACCUGUUGCACGGCCUACAGUACUUCAACUCACUGGAUUUUGUCAACAAGAAAUGGAACCAUUUCAAAGUAUUAUGGGUCAAGCAAAGUGAAUAUAUUUGAUUUGAAGGAUUGACAACAGACAUUUAUUAAGGUAAUUGCAAAGUCUGACAAUUGUGGUGGCUUACAAGCAACAAAGUCUCAGCCAUCAAACAAGAUAUGGGCAAUCCCACAUGAAGGAAUUAUGAUGAGACUCAGAUUUCUUUUAACUUUAAAAUGUUUGCCAAACAAAAUCAAAUUGAUAUCAAAGUUUAAGAAACCACAAUGACUACUUUUAACAAUUUACAUUCAAAACUUGAACUUAAUACAUUUACUUAAAGAACAGUGCUGAUGCAAAGUAUGGUAACUGGAUGACGGGUUGUUCUGUUGGUGGCGUCACUUAGUAACCAAACUUUGCAUCUCCACUGGUCUUCAAGUAAAAUGUGUUUUUGUCAAAUUUCUGUGUAAAUUGCUAAAAGAAGUUAUUGUGCAUAGAGUUUUUAUUUUAUUUUAUUUUAUUUUAGUAGGCAAGUCAGUUAAUUAAGAACAAAUUCAAAUUUUCAAUGACGGCCUACCUCGGUCAAACCCUCCCUUAAUUGUGCACCGCCCUAUGGCACUCCCGAUCACGGCUAGUUGUGAUACAGCCUGGGAUCGAACCAGGGUCUGUAGUGACGCUUCUAGCACCGCUGUGCCACUCGGGAGCCCACUUUGGGAGUUGUAUGGUGUGUUAAACUUUGAAAUAAAUUGGAUUUGGUUUGGCAUACAUUUUUGUAAGUAAAAACAAUCUUGAGUCUCAGUCUCAUUCCGUUACCGGGGAAUUUUCCGUACAACGCAAUGGCAAUUGAGUAGCACUAUCAGUUUCUGUUUUUUUUCUGAUCCAUUGUUUCAGCUCCACGUAGAUGUAUUGUCUCCUCAUCAUGAUUCAUCUCCAUGCAGUCUUGUCUGUUUGUUGAGCCGUCAAAAAUGUUAUGAACUGUAAUUUUAUUUUGAUCUGGUAGUGUGUGUGUGAAGCUUCUGUACUGGAACGUUGACACAGUUUGUAUUGUAAUGAUGAUAUCAGAAUAAUAUUUAAAUAAAUCAUUUUCACAGACUGGAUUGAAACACUG
Molecule: messenger RNA, 5132 nt
Organism: Oncorhynchus gorbuscha (pink salmon)
Lineage: Eukaryota; Metazoa; Chordata; Actinopteri; Salmoniformes; Salmonidae
Product: V-set and transmembrane domain-containing protein 2A-like
Exons: 5
Coding region: 286-990 (234 amino acids)
Source: RefSeq, a predicted model, not a curated record